Molecule: messenger RNA, 1280 nt
Organism: Onychostruthus taczanowskii (white-rumped snowfinch)
Lineage: Eukaryota; Metazoa; Chordata; Aves; Passeriformes; Passeridae
Product: suppressor of cytokine signaling 1-like
Exons: 2
Coding region: 139-822 (227 amino acids)
Biological process (GO): phosphatidylinositol phosphate biosynthetic process
Cellular component (GO): phosphatidylinositol 3-kinase complex
Molecular function (GO): 1-phosphatidylinositol-3-kinase regulator activity
Source: RefSeq, a predicted model, not a curated record
AGCUUUUGAAUUUGGACCACUUCCAGUCCUGACAUUCAGAAACUCAUCCCUAUGGGUGGCAAAGACAAAGAGGCUGGAUGCAAAGGAGGAAGCAUGGUAAAGGCAGCAUCUUUCCAGGAUUCAUGGGCUCUUUGAGAGAUGAUCAGAGGGAGGCCAGAUGACCUGCACAACACACACACCACAGUUUCUCAUCUGCAAAGGCAGCAUCGGAGCGUUCUCCCCAGCCCCGCGCCACCCGGCUUGCCCGAUCGUUUCCGGAUGUUUCGCAGCUGCGAGUGGGAAGUCCUGGAACGAUCCCUCAACAUCCUCCAGGCCAGUGACUUCUACUGGGGCCCCUUGUCUGUGGGGGAGGCUCACGCCAAGCUCCAGCGAGAGCCUGUAGGCACCUACUUGGUGCGGGACAGCUCGCAGGGGAACUGCUUGUUCAGCCUGAGCGUGCGGAUGCCCACGGGGCCCGUCAGCCUUCGGAUCUCUUUCCAGGAGGGCUAUUUCCGCCUCAAGAACUGGUUUUCAGACUGUGUGGUCCGCCUGCUGGAGCUGGUGGUGGCGGGGACCCGGAACAAUCCCUUGCACUUUGAUGAGAUGGGGGGAACUCCCCUGGUCUUCUCUGAGCCCUUGUGCCGGAGCCGCCGGGCAGUGCCCACGCUGCGGGAAUUGUGCUGCCGGAGCCUCCCUGCUGGUGCCACGACGGAGGACAGAGCAGGGCUGGGGGGCUCCUUGGGAAUGUGUCUGAGGGAAGAGGUGUUCUCACCCCUGGACAGAAGGGGAGGGUCAGAGGGGAGCAUUGGCCCCAGCCCCUCUCUGUCCUGGGCUAGGAGAUGAUGCCAUGCCUAUGGGAGAUGAAAUGAGAUGCCUCUUUUGUGGCUGUGCUGGUGGGAUGUGUGCCGCACCAGUGAUGCUGGACUGGCUGCUGGGAGAGGAAGGGGGAGGGCAGAGGGAGCAGAGCUUGAACCCAGUGGCUGUGACAGAUGUGUCCUCAUACAUACACAGUAAGUGUAACUUUCCCAGACGUGCCUGGGAUAAAGCCAGACCUAAAGAGCAGACAUUGCCACUGCCACCAGAUCCUGCCAUUUGUUCCAUUUAUAACUUAAAAGCUCCAGAAAAAGGUGAGUUGCCUGUCCUCCCAGGUCAGCCCUGUGUUCUUUUCUACCCCAAAGUGCUUGAGCUCAUUUCUGCCUCAAGUCUGCCCUGGAGGAGUGCAGCUGAGUCCAGUCCCACAGCAGUGCAGCUUGGACAUCGAUGGACAUGACCCUUGUGCUGACCCACGAAGCUGUGGUGGA